This is a messenger RNA of Aspergillus affinis, 1557 nucleotides long. RefSeq lists its product as uncharacterized. The record is from RefSeq and is a predicted model, not a curated record. NCBI's taxonomy places the organism in Eukaryota, Fungi, Ascomycota, Eurotiomycetes, Eurotiales, Aspergillaceae. The transcript has 5 exons. Bases 1 to 1557 code for a protein of 518 amino acids.
AUGCCACCCCAUCAGCUACAUGCUAGAGAUAAUCAUGGACCCGAGCUAGAAAGAGGCAUCUGGGCCGCCGUUGUCAUUGCCGCGGUGAUCGUCAUUCUACGGGUCUUUGCUAAGAUAAAGAUCAGCCACUUCCGCGUAGACGAUGUUCUCAUGGUGAUUGCGGCAAUUCUAGCCAUUGUCUCCUGCGUCUUCCUAACCCUCUCCGUUCAGCGUGGGUUCGGCAAAGACCUCACAACGAUAUCCAGCGAGGAUCGCAUGGCCGUUUUGAAAUACAUCGCUAUCCAGAUCCCAAUCGUCACCAUCAGCACGACCGUUGCCCGCUCCGCCUUCAUCUUCUACCUCCUUCCGAUUCUCAGCCCGAACAAGAACUAUCAGAUUGCGCUAUGGGCGGUCUUGAUUAUCCAGUUUGCCGGCAACAUCGCCUCCGCCGUGUUGCCCCUUAGCAUGUGUCGCAAUGUUAAUAUUCUGUGGGAUCCGACGGUCAAGACGACGUGUGCCGAUCAGAAAGCGGUCGUCAAUUUCGCCUAUUACUCCAACAGUUUUAAUUCUUUCACGGACCUGUUCCUGGCGGUCUUUCCCACCGUCGUAUUCUGGAAUCUGAACCUCAAACUGCGCAUCAAGAUCAGUCUAAUCGUUCUACUGAGUCUCGGCAUCGUCGCAAUGGUCGCCUCGAUCGUCAAAACCACCAAACUCAACUCUGUCCCCAGCGUCACGAACCUCGGGUCCACCGGAGCAGUCGAGCUCAUCCGAUGGGGCUACGUCGAAAACUCCCUGAUCAUCAUCACCUCCUCGAUCCCGUGUAUCCGACCUCUGAUCAUCUCAUCCGUGCGCAAGAUCUCCAGCGGCGGGUUCACGCGCUCGUACGAGUUGACGGGUCCGUUCAGCGGGAAUCGUCGCACGGCGGGAAACGAGACCGCGCAGUCACGACGGCCGAAAAAGUGGACAAAGACCGAGACGGGGAGCGUCGAACGUAUACUAGAGCCGCACUCCACGCAGCAUACGCAUAAUACGAGUAGGCGAUCCCUACUUCCAGGAUAUGUUUCUCUGGGUUCCCGUGCAACGCGGCAGAGCACUGAAUCGCAGUUCUACAUGGACAUCUUGAGAGCCAUCGAGCGGGGCCAAGCGCGAAUCACCACGUCUGCUUCCGGCAGCCGGGCCGGAAGCACCUGGGCUCUGGCUAUCGAUCGACAAGAUAUCAACAACUACAGGUGGAUAAUCCGGCUUUUCCAAGACGAUAUUUUCGAGGCCCAGCAGCAUGCGGCUAGUAUUGAUGCCGAACGCGAUAGACAAAGGGCAAGAUACAAUGGCGCCCCUAAUGGGCACGGAAAUGGUCGGUCGAAUGGGUGUGGUAGUGGCUCUAAUGGGUACGGGAAUGGUGCUUCGAAUGGAUACAGCAACGGUCGUUCGAAUGGGUACGGGAAUGGCCGCUUCAAUGGUUACGGAAAUGGCCGCUCAAAUGGGUAUAGCGGGAGUAAUGGAUAUUCUAACAGCGAUGGAGGAAGAGGCCAUGGCGGCGGUAGACAUGGCGUUAACGGAUAUGGCCGCUGCUACGACUGA